Molecule: messenger RNA, 2075 nt
Organism: Varroa destructor (honeybee mite)
Lineage: Eukaryota; Metazoa; Arthropoda; Arachnida; Mesostigmata; Varroidae
Source: RefSeq, a predicted model, not a curated record
GCAACAUUGGAUAAUCCUCCUUGGCAUAGGGUCGGUCUGCUCGUACAUACGACCUUAUCUUUAUCCCUAUUAUUUUAUUGCAGAAAUCUUGCGUUUUCUUUUCGACGCAAACAAUACAGACAGAUAGGGGAGCUCGAGAGAGCUGUUGAAUCAUAUGCGACAUCAAACCCACAAGUAGGAUCAAGAAAAUUUUACAUGUGAGGAACGUUCAGUUGUAGCUUAGUAUCUAUUGGCUGAUCGGCCCUAAGUACCUCUAUAGCUAUAAUGCUAUGGAAAUUUGGGAUGGCCGUAUAUUGACAAGGCUAUAUUUAAAUGGUGCUCAAACUCGUUUAGGUCUAUUUGAAGAAGUUUUGAGAGUCAUCGAAUGGAAGCCCGCAUAAAGCUGAAACAAGCCGCUCAUAUUGCCUAAAGGUUGGAGUAUUUCAUCCAGCUUCCGCCCAGUCUGUCUUUGUUCAGUUAUGCAAUCGAUGUCAAUCGGCGGUAGAGGUUCUGUUUGCAAAUGGAAACGAAGCGUGCGGAGCCUAUGGAGGAUCAACGCUUUAGACGCACUGAAGAUGCACAGACGAUUAGAUUUAAUACUGCGAACGUGCAUAGCUUCGUCGAAGGGGUUUACCACAAGAAAACAGGUGAUGGGAAAACCAGACCGUGCGUGUCCAGCAAAUUGCACGGAGGUGAGGGCUUCGACGAGUGUGAAAGGAACUAUAGUGCAUCGGAUUCGUUGCCUUCUUUAAUUACUCCCAGGAUUUCAUCAACGUCGAUUCAGGAGAGUGUAGACUUAUUUGAGCACGCUGUGAUAAGCAGUUUGCAGAAAUCCGUUGCAGACAUGACGGUGAACGAGGCCGGAGAAUGCACAGGAGAAAAAAAGGUUAAUUUCUCACCAGGCUGCAGUGCCGUGCCUCAAACGAGCGACGGAAAGCGGACGCGAGCUUGCUGUGACGAAUUUAUGGAGCAGACUAUAAGUGUGCAUGAAAUCGAACGCAUUUUCGACAUUGACUUCGAGAAGGAUUGGGUCCGGUUGGUCACGUCUUAUUGCCCUCGACUAGAUGAGCAUCCAGUCACGCCCGAACAGUUGCAACUACGCAAGAAGGUUCAGAAAGGCGAAAAACGGAUGCGUAAACGUGAGGAGAAGAUUCGCCGUUACACGAAAAAAGCGCAAAACGCUAAGGAAGAGGCAAUUUUACGAAGGGAAAUCAUCCAAAAAAUGAGCGACAAAGCUAAAAAGUUUAUGGAGAAACGAAAAGCUCAAUGGGAGAGGCAAAAACAAAAGGAAGAGGAAGACAGAGUUAAGGAAAUUGCUAAACGGUUGAAAGCGGCAGGAAAAGCCAGCGAGAAACUGCUCAAAGCGACAAGAAAGAAAACAUCGAACAAGACGGUAGAGUCUCAGGCAGCUGGAGAUGUCGUCUGUGAUGAUAUUCCAUGAAGUGUCGUCAGACAAGGCAGAAAAAGCUAUUGGAACAGAACAUUUCUAACCACGGAAAGUUGUCCUGCAAAAAGGGAAGUUACUGGCAAGAGACCGGAAUAGCGGUAGGUAAGAGCCGUUGCGGAUGUUUAUUGCGGUGCCUCAAAAUACGUUCGUUUUGACUUAUAGAAGGACAUCGUACAACUAUCAAGGAGAGAUGAGUGACAUUGGUUCGUUAACAAUACCUAACCCGAUCUGAUUAGUCGGCUUGAGAGUACCACAUGUCCAAGUUGCCGUUCUGCCUUAUAUUUAUAGAGGAUAGUGAUCAAGGCAUCUGGCAGUUACGAACCAUUCGUAGAACGGUUCUAGCUAUCUAUAGCACAUGUUGAUUUAUGGUUAAUUGAGAGGCAGUAAAGAAAGACAUUUUACAGAAAUCGAACAAUAAAUUUCUGAAACGUCGAUCAACUUGGACAAGUCACAAACGGCUUUUAGGAAGAAAAAAAAAUAUGGCCCGGUUGACCACUUGAUAGGUGCUUAUUAAAUGGGGCUGACUUCUGCAAGAUUUGAUUAUUGCAUCACGCUCCGCAACCAAACACAGAGAGGCAUAGAUUAUUACUAAAAUCUGUGAUUCAAUUAAUGGCUAAAACAUUAACAAAGCAAUAAGUAACGAUUGCAU